This is a messenger RNA of Episyrphus balteatus (marmalade hoverfly), 436 nucleotides long. Its product is annotated as cuticle protein 12.5-like. The transcript has 2 exons. Bases 1 to 411 code for a protein of 136 amino acids. NCBI's taxonomy places the organism in Eukaryota, Metazoa, Arthropoda, Insecta, Diptera, Syrphidae. The record is from RefSeq and is a predicted model, not a curated record.
AUGACUAUAAAAGCAGCUAACUGGAAAUGGUUUAAUCAUAUUCAGUUCACAACUGCAAGUAAUCAAAUACCUCUUCACAAAAUGUUCAAAUUCACCGUUGUUGUCUUAGCUCUUGUUGCCUCCGCUGCUGCCAAGCCCGGUUUACUUGCUCCAUUAGCUGCUGCCCCAUUAGCAGCUGCUCCUUUGGCCUAUUCAGCUCCAUUGGCUUACUCUGCCCCAUUAGCCUAUGCAACACCUUUCUCAUACAAUGCACCACUUUUGGCUUCGGAAGGAAGUAGCCGUAUUGAUAUCCAGAAUAAUUAUGGUUAUGCUGCUCCUUUGAGCUAUGCUGCUCCACUUAGUUACGCUGCAGCAGCUCCAUUGGCUUACAGUGCACCAAUUGCUAAAGUAGCAGCUCCAGUGCUUUUGUAAAUUUUGAUGACGAUUACGAAAUAAA